Molecule: messenger RNA, 498 nt
Organism: Salvia miltiorrhiza (redroot sage)
Lineage: Eukaryota; Viridiplantae; Streptophyta; Magnoliopsida; Lamiales; Lamiaceae
Exons: 2
Coding region: 1-498 (165 amino acids)
Source: RefSeq, a predicted model, not a curated record
AUGGCUGGAGAAAGAGGAAGAGGACCUAACCCUGAAGAACAUGCGCCACGAAUUAUACCAGAACGUAGUGUGGAAAAAAGGUUUCGCAAGCAUAAUCCACCAACUUUUGAUGGCCUCGGUGAUCCUCUGUAUGCCGAGAGAUGGGUAAGAGCUACUGAAAUGAUACUUAACCACGUUGGCUGUGGGGAUAGGGAGAAACUCACAUGCACAAUUUUCCAACUCGUUGAUGAGGCUGAAUUCUGGUGGGAAUCUGUGCGACGAACCUUGACCCUCGAGCAAUGGGAGGUGUACACGUGGAAUGAUUUUAAAGAAAGAUUGUAUGAAAAGUAUAUCCGUAGAUGCUAUAGGAAGAAGAAACAGGAUGAGUUUUGGAAUUUACGACAAGGAAAUAUGACGGUCACUGAGUAUGACCGAAUGUUUAACCAGCUUUCGCGAUAUGCUCCACAUCUAGUUGACACAGAUGAGAAAUGUGCAGAAAAGUUUCGACAAGGGCCCUAA